Molecule: messenger RNA, 5584 nt
Organism: Pelobates fuscus (common spadefoot toad)
Lineage: Eukaryota; Metazoa; Chordata; Amphibia; Anura; Pelobatidae
Gene: TBC1D1
Product: TBC1 domain family member 1
Exons: 22
Coding region: 315-4139 (1274 amino acids)
Source: RefSeq, a predicted model, not a curated record
UGAGUCCCUCCCCAGUUCCCUCAAACCCCAGCCCCUCUGAGCGGUGCAUUGCUUGUUGCUGUGCAGUGUUAGUGUGGCAGAGAGAGACAGGAGACAGGGACCUGCUCUGUUUUUAAAGGGUCACCUCGGGGAUUUUAACAGUGACUAGAUGUCUUGGCCUAAUAAUCUUCAUUGCACUCUAUGGGCCCUCCUGCCCUCUUUUGAGACAACUCUCCUCCCAGAUAUAUUUAUAUAAAAACCCGUUACCAACAUCUUUGCCCUUUAGGAAAUUAUAACAACUACGCUACGAAGUCGAUAUUUUUGUGAUCAAGAGAAUGUCUCAUAUAUCGUUUAAUGCUCCAAAACACUCAGCACAAACAGAUGUUGUUGGGUUCAACCUUCAACUUGUUGGUUGUUUAACUCUAAACUCUUUGACUACGAUGCCGAUGUUGCCAUGGGUGGUAGCAGAGAUAAAGAGAAGAAGUUUAAAGAACUCUAAAAACGUGCAAAACUAUCGUCAGAUUCGCCUAUAUGUGUCGUCAUCAAACAUCUGUUGUGAGCCAGACCUCGGAAACAGUCAACAGUGGGAUCCACUCAUCUGUUCCAGUAUCUUUGAGUACAAGCCACAAUUUGUCCAAAAACUGAUUCACAAUAGCCAAGAUCCGUGUUAUUUUGCUUUUCUGCUAAAAGAAGAAAUUGCUGCAAACCAACAGAGUAUAUGUUAUGUUUUCCAUUCCGAUGAUCAGUCCAAAGUGCCUGAGAUAAUUGGUUCUAUCAGACAAGCUGGGAAAUUGGCACGCCAAGAAGCAAUUCAGUCUCAUUUGUACGAUGCAGAUGAUUCAUUCUCCAAGAAGUUUGAGGUCCUCUUCUGUGGCCGUGUGAUUGUGGCACACAAGAAAGCUCCCCCUGCCCUGAUAGACGAAUGCAUUGAUAAGUUCAAAGAUGUCAGCUGUACCAAAAAAACAGGACUCAACCUGCUCUUGCCUAACUCCGAAACCAGUAUCGGAGAGUCGUUGAGUGGCAAGCUACGAUCAGUUUUCCAGUCAACAUUCAAUGAUCUAGACCAGAACAAAUCUAUGCGCAAGUCACACUCCCAGCCUGGAUUACAAACUAAUUCAUCUUUUAAAAGGGAGUGGAAAGAUGGCAGGUGCAGUCUACCUGGUUCUUUUGAAGAAAAUGAACUUUCAUUGGAUGUGCAAAUGCAAUCUGAAGAUGGUCGGAAUUGUGUGCAGCCAACAGAUAUGGAGGAGAACCAGACUAUGCUAUUCACGAUUGGCCAGUCAGAAGUUUAUCUGAUCAGCCCCGAUACAAAGAGAAUCGUGAUUGAGAAAAGCUUUAAGGAGAUAUCCUUUUGUUCUCAGGGAAUCCAGCAUGUGGAUCACUUUGGUUUUAUCUGCAGAGAACCUUUACAGAAUGGAGGCUGCCAUUUUGUUUGCUAUGUAUUUCAAUGUACUAAUGAAGCACUGGUGGACGAGAUCAUGUUAACUCUGAAGCAGGCCUUCAGCGUAGCUGCUGUGCAGCAGAACUCCAAAGCCCUCAGCCAGUUUUGUGAAGGUUGCCCCAUGCAGUGCAUGCACAAACUCUGUGAGAAAAUAGAAGGUCUUCCUCCAAUAAAAGCAAAACUUGAAUUGCAAAAGCACCUUACAACACUAAACACCCAGGAGCAGGCGUCUGUGUUUUUGGAAAUGCAGAAAAUUCGUCAUCGAGACGAACAGUGUGAAAAUGAACUGAUGAUCUCCAUGCUACGAGGUCUCUAUGAAGAGAAACAGAAGGAGCACAUCCACAAUGACCAAAAACAUGUUUCCCAAGUACCUGAGAACACAUUAAACGAGUUGCAGAGUAACGCCCCUCGAUUCAGACUCGAAAUGUUAACGAGUAAAGCAAAGAAAUCGUUGACGGAGUCAUUGGAAAAUAUUUUAUCUAGGGGCAGCAGGAGCCGAAGUCAGCAAGAGUCACCUGGAAGCAUGGAUGACAACCAAUUGUGCACUCCAUUAGAUGAUAGCAGUAAGGAGCCUUCAUUAUGUGAGACGGAGGAAGAAAUCUCUCCUGAAAUGUCUCUAAAGACUCACGGAUCCAUGGAAGAUUUACCAAAGAACCCGGACAGCUUUCCCUGUGAGCAUCCUGAAGAAUUAUCUCAUCAAGGAUUUCGUCGUCGCGCUAACACUUUGAGUCAUUUCCCUGUCACAACCCACGAAUUUCAAGAGCCAGUCCAGAAAUCCCCAUCUGUUCAGCAGAGAAAGCUUAUGCGACAUCACUCUGUCAGCACAGAGACGCCGCACACAAGAAACUCAAGCAUACCUUUUCGUGAGUCUGAAAGCAUUCUCUCUCAGUCUGAAGAGCACACUCCUCCUCGUCUUCCCACUGCUGCCUCUUCCCCUCUGUUUUUAAAAAGACUAAAGCAUAAUUCUGCUGGGGAGCCAGGUGGUCCAUUUGCACAAAAAAGCCUUUCCUACCGCUCUGCUCUACGCAAGAAACUCCGCUCUUCCUCCUCUGUGCCAAACUUUCUAAAAUUUCUGGCUCCUGUAGCCGAAAACACCACAGCUGACUUUGACUCCAAGAAACGUGACUUUGAAUGUAAAUCUAGCCAUAUCGAUGUGGGGAGUGAAAGUCCUGUAAGAACACGGAGGCACUCGUGGCGCCAACAGAUCUUCCUUCGUGUAGCGACCCCCCAGAAGGGAUGUGAUUCUCCCAGCAGAGUGGAAGAGCGCUCAGAACUGGGUGAGAUUACUCCAAGAUCCCCUCUGGAGCCUGUCUGCGAAGAUGGUCCCUUUGGUCCACUAGCCGUUUUCAGACAUCGAACUUCAGAGGAAUUGCGGGAGCUUUGGAAAAAGGCUAUAAUACAACAAAUUCUGCUUCUCAGAAUGGAAAAAGAAAACCAAAAAUUACAAGCCUCAGAAAAUGAUUUGCAAACUAAACGUCUUAAGUUGGAUUAUGAAGAGAUCACACCAUGCCUUAAGGAUGUGACUUUGGUUUGGGAGAAAAUGCUGAAUGUGCCUGGAAGAGCAAAGAUUAAAAUGGAAAUGGAAAAAAUUCAUGCAGCAGUUGGACAAGGAGUUCCUCGUCUUCACCGUGGAGAAAUCUGGAUUUUUUUGGCAGAGCAGUACCAGCUGAGACAUCCUUUGCCAAGUAAAAACAUGCUGAGAGAUAUUCCAUACAAAGAGCUGCUAAAGCAGCUGACCACCCAGCAGCAUGCCAUCCUCAUUGACCUGGGACGCACCUUUCCAACACACCCAUACUUCGCGGCCCAGCUGGGAGCAGGACAGCUGUCACUGUACAACAUUUUGAAGGCCUAUUCCUUGCUUGAUCCUGAAGUGGGUUACUGCCAAGGACUUAGCUUUGUAGCUGGGAUUCUGUUGUUGCACAUGGGUGAAGAAGAUGCCUUUAAGAUGCUAAAAUUUCUAAUGUAUGACAUGGGCCUAAGAAAACAAUAUCGGCCUGACAUGAUCACACUGCAGAUCCAAAUGUAUCAACUUUCUCGACUUCUUCAUGACUAUCACCGAGAUCUAUAUGAUCACCUGGAGCAGUACGAGAUCGGACCAAGCCUGUAUGCUGCCCCUUGGUUUCUCACCAUGUUUGCCUCUCAGUUCCCUCUUGGCUUUGUUGCCAGAGUCUUUGAUAUCAUCUAUCUUCAGGGAUCAGAAGUCAUCUUUAAAGUAGCUCUUAGCUUGCUCGGAAGCCAUAAGCCUUUAAUUUUGCAGCAUGAGAAUCUUGAAUCUAUCGUAGAAUUCAUAAAAAACACUCUUCCAAACCUGGGUCUGGUGCAAAUGGAGAAGACUAUAAACCAGAUAUUUGAAAUGGAUAUUUCGAAGCAGCUCCAGGCCUAUGAAGUUGAAUACCACGUUCUGCAGGAUGAGCUUAUUGAUUCUUCUCCACUUAGUGACAAUCAGAGGAUAAAUAAAUUGGAAAAGACGAAUAGUACACUGCGCAAAAAAAACUUAGACCUUUUAGAAGAGUUGCAGGUAUCCCAUGGAAGAAUUCAAAAUCUAGAAUCUACUAUAGAGAACUUACAAGGCAACGAGGCCAAGUUAAAGCAAUCUCUGCGUACAUUAGAACUGGAACGAUCAGCCUUACUGGACACAAUUGAAGAACUGAGAAGUCAGAUUAGAGAGAAAGAGGACUCCAUACAGAGAGAAACUAUUUCAAAAACUGCAGAACAGUAAUCCCUGCAAAGUGUCACCUACAUGUGUGCUACAUGAAUAUUUCUAUACAUUUUACAAGAUGCACGUACAUCGUCAGGAAUGGAACUCCGAUGAGGGAUUGUGGUAUCCAAUGUGGAAAGAAAUACCGUUGUGUUAAGGAAUCCUUUCGACAUAGAAUUCUAAUGUGAACAUGUUGGAGAAAACUCUAAUUUUUUAUUUUUGGAACCUGCAGUGUGAAAAGCCCACUAGAGCAUAUAAGACGUGACAAACUAUAGAAACUGAGAAAUGCAAAAGGAAAUUUAGUUUAAAUUGGUUCCACACUGCAGGAGUUUGACUCCAGUUAGGCAGACAUUGAGAUGUACAUCCAUUUGUUUACUUACAGUGAUUGAGUUAACGUUUGCGUCUUUGACUUUUUUUAUUUACCUGCAUUGCAGUAUCUAUAACUGUGUAUAUUGACCAUAGUUUUUAUAAGUAAGCUCUAUUUUAUUGUAUGAUUGCUGUGUUUUUACUUCCUUUUACUAAUACAUUUCAUCAUUCUUGAAACCCCCCAAAAAAGAUGCAAAUCCAUUUAAAAAAAAAAAAAAAAAAACUACAUUGUAGCCUAUUAGUCUUAUUCAAAAAAAGGUUAAGUCAGUGUUAAGAUACAUUUGUAGAAGUAAAGGUAUGACCUUCAUGAAUUUCAUUUCUAUUGGCAUUAACAUUUUACUGGUUCAAUACUUUUAGGACAGCAUGGCAAUCUUUAUUUUUAUUUUUUUCUUGUACAUUACAACUGGUUAAUUUGUUGCUGGUUUUUAUUAUUAGCAAUUCUAGUUAAUAGUCACUGUUUUGGGGGGUACACAGUCACCUUGGAAUUUCAUGUGUGGGGUUUGAAAAUGACUGACUAAGUUAAUACUUUUUGUAAAAGGGUAUAUUAACAAUGCUUAGCUAAAAGAACAUUGGAUUUUUUUUAGCAGCAUUGUUAAUGAUCUGACUUUAUAUCCUAAUCGAUGCACUUCAAUAUUGUAAAAUUAAUAUUUUGUUUUAUCAACACUGUUUGCGCUUGUUCUAUAGGAAUCCACAGAUUGUUGUUUUUGUCUUCCCUUUAAGUAUAUAAUUCUAACCAUCAAAUCCAUUUAAUUUCCAUUCAUAUGAUGGAUUCUGUAUUGUGACUGCAGAGUGGUUUCACUUCUGUGGGUUGAUGUAUGGGAUGUGCUGAAAAUGUGAAUGUGUCCUAUUUUGAUAUAUAAUAAUUGGAUAUGUAUCACAGUGUCAUCAAAGUCUAGCACAAUAUAAAAUCCAGUGUCCCUUAAUUUCUUAUUAUUUCUUAUUUCUUAUUAUUUCCCACUGCACACUGGGAAUAUGUGUACAGUACAUCAAAUCACAGCAAGCCAUUUUUAUUUUUCUUUAAUCCAUUUUGUUGCAUUAGAGUUUGCAAAAGAGUCUCUCAAAUAUGUUUUUACUAUAUCUGGUAAUGCAGUUUUGCUGAA